Messenger RNA from Magallana angulata, 2651 nucleotides. RefSeq names its product acyl-coenzyme A synthetase ACSM3, mitochondrial-like. The record is from RefSeq and is a predicted model, not a curated record. Bases 105 to 1865 code for a protein of 586 amino acids. Gene Ontology annotation, cellular component: mitochondrial matrix. Lineage: Eukaryota; Metazoa; Mollusca; Bivalvia; Ostreida; Ostreidae. Gene Ontology annotation, biological process: acyl-CoA metabolic process; fatty acid biosynthetic process. The transcript has 17 exons. Gene Ontology annotation, molecular function: fatty-acyl-CoA synthase activity; fatty acid ligase activity.
GACAACUGUAAGUACGUAAUGCAUGAAAGCGAAGAGGUGACAUAAAUGUAGGACUACAGGGAAUCGUUCGGGUGUCUGAGAGACACAUAACCUCUUUGCUAGAUAUGGCUCAUCGAUGUUUCCAUAGAACUGGAAUUCCAUCAUUCCUGAGGACCCCUUUCAAGUGUAGGAGACAGUGGGUGUCCUCAUUCUUAUUGGACAAUGAACCUUUCAAUAAUUAUGAGGAGCACAGGAAAAAGAUGCAAAAUUUCAGUGUGCCCGAAUACUUCAACUUUGCUAGAGAUGUUGUGGAUUUCUGGGGCUCCGAUAGAAGUCCUAAAUGUGGAUCUUCGCCGGCAUUAUGGUGGAUCGAUGAUCAAGGACACGAGAAAAAGUUCAAUUUCCAGCAAAUUUCAAGCUUGAGUAAGAGGUUGGCUAAUGUCUUUGUGAAUCACUGUGGACUAAAGAAAGGGGAUACUCUAAUAGUCAUUCUUCCCAGAAUUCCAGAAUGGUGGAUUAUAUACAUAGCAGCUAUCAGAGCUGGUAUAAUAGUGAGUUCUGGGACCACACAGCUAAGACCCAAAGACAUAGAGCUCAGACUGAAGUCCUCUGGAGCCAACUGUAUCAUCACAGACAGCUCUAGUGUACAGAAUGUGGAGAAGGUCAUCGGUAACUGUGCAGGGGUCCAGAGCAAGAUUUAUAUAGGGCAAAAAUCUGACACCCUACCUGGAUGGAAAAAUUAUAAAGAGCUCAUGGAUAAAUCCACAAAGGAGUUUGAGACAAUCAACUCUAGAUCUGAUGAGCCCAUGACCUUGUAUUUCACCAGUGGUACAACAGGUGCUCCCAAGAUGGCUGAACACACACAUGGAAGUCUGGGAUUUGGACAUUUUGUAACUGCCAGAUACAUGUUGGAUGUCUUUCACAAUGAUGUGGUUUGGAACAUUUCGGACACUGGAUGGGCUAAGGCAGGAUACAGCAGUUUAUUUGCUACCUGGCUAAGAGGAGCGUGUGUGUUUGCACACCAGACCAACAGAUUUGAUGCUGGGGAGUUCUUAGAGAUUUUAGAUAGAAACCAAGCCAUUAAUGUGUUUUGUGUGCCGCCAACCGCAUUAAGACUGAUUGUGAAGGAGAAUUUGUCCAAAUAUACACAUCUCCACAAGGUCAAGUGUCUAAGUGCAGGAGAACCAGUGAACCCAGAACUUCUAGAAGAGUGGCAGGAGGGAACAAGAGGGGGGCAUGUAUAUGAAGCAUAUGGACAAAGUGAAACAGUAUUCCUGUGUGGGACUUACCCCUGUAUUAAGAUCAAGCCUGGCUCCAUGGGAAAACCCGCGCCUGGAAUUGAUCUUGAGAUUGUUGAUGAAGAAGGAAACAUCCUGCCGAACAAUGUGGAGGGAAACGUUGGACUGAGAGUCAAACCUCAUCGACCAGUGGGUCUCUUCACUAAAUACGUGGAUGAUGAGAAGCGAACCCAGUCCGUAUAUCAGGGAGACUUCUAUAUGACGGGUGAUAAAGCUGUCAGGGAUGAUGAUGGUUACUUCUGGUUUGUAGGAAGAGCAGACGACAUCAUACUAACAGCUGGAUACCGAAUUGGUCCGUUUGAGGUGGAGAGUGCUUUGAUAGAGCACCCUGCUGUUUUGGAAUCAGCUGUAGUCAGUAGCCCAGAUCAAGUCCGAGGGGAGGUUGUAAAAGCAUUUGUAAUUAGAACUGAAAAGUACAAAACAAGAGAUGAAGGGGAAUUACGAAAAGAACUCCAAGAGCAUGUCAAAUCCAUAACUGCUCCCUACAAAUACCCAAGAAAGAUUGACUUUGUCGAAGAACUACCUAAAACUGUCAGUGGAAAGAUUCGCAGAGUGGAGUUGCGCAAUCGAGAAUGGGGAAGAGAGUAGAUUCGAAUUAUAUAGGAGCCAGCUAAUUACUUGGGGGAAUUUUAUUGAAAACAAGGGAAGAAUGACUUGUGAUUCCAAUGAAAAGAAAUCACUGAAUGAUAGACGCACGUUCUGACGAUAAUUUUUUUUUACAGUGUAAGAAAAGUUUUUGGAGGUUCUAAAGAACUCUUUUACCACACCAUAAGGCAGUCCUUUACAAACUCUGUCCAGAAAAAAAAAAUUAUCACUGGUUAAUUGCUAUAUAGAGUUUUCAUAAAUAGAAGUCAGAUAACAGUGUCCUUUUACAUUACAAUAAGAAAAUUUCUAUACCAGAAAGUGUCCAGUGUACAUCAACGGUUUAAUGUUUUUGAAUUGUUUUUCCAUGUCCAACUUCUAAAUAAACACGAUUGUGGCCAAGUGACCUUUAAAAGUAAAGGUCAAAGGUGAAUAACUGGAGAAGUUUUAAAAAUUGGAGGGAAAAAACCCAAAACAUUGUCUUCUGUAUAAAUGAAAAUAUUAACAUUUUUUAAUUGUUACUGAUUUAGUAUAAUUAUAUAUAUAUAUCACUCAUGCAGGCAUUGUUGCUGAUGUGGCCCAUGUUGACGUUUUGAAAUUUUGUGUUUCCAAGGUCAAUAGGGUAUUUGUUUUUUGUUUUGUUUUAAUUGUUUUAUGUCCAAUUACUCUAUAUAUAUUUACAUGUACUUUUGUAUUUUGUAUACAGAAUGUAAUUUGUAUUCCAUGUACCAGUAUAUACAAUUCUAUAUAAAAGAUUUUGAAUUUGAAAGACCAAUUUUCCAUCUUUGAUCA